AUGGGAAAUUCUUGUGCGAGUUGCACAGAUUUCUCAUUCUCGAAAACAGCUUCAGGAUCUGUUCUAGAUAGAGUGAUUUCUCAAGCGUCUAACGAAGACGAUUGUUUGUUGUAUAAGUUGGCGGAUUAUAAAAAAGGAGGAGAAUUGAUCAAUGUAUAUAAUAAUGGUGGCCAGGACGAAGCGGAACGAUUUAUUGUUGAAAAAUUACCCGGCCUUAUGUAUAACAACGGUAAAGGUCAAGUGAUAAAUCGAAAUGAUUAUUUGAGAUGGAAAUUUCAAAAUCGUAAACACGUGGCUGUUAAUGUCGAGGAAAGGCCGGGUCCUCACGAUCCGUUAACAAGAUGGGUGGACCAUGUGGCGUGCUGGCAAAUGCAGUAUAGAGGAUCAUUAGGCGAAAGUUUGCUGCACGUAUUAAUCAUAUGCGAUACCGUGAUACACACUCGGCUGUCCCGACUACUUCUCAAACACUACCCGAUGUUAAGUCAAGAUGUUGUGGAAGGCGAAGAAUAUCUGGGCGCUAGUGCAUUACAUUUGUCUAUUGCUUAUAACAACAACGAUUUAAUCCAAGACUUGGUUGAUGCUGGUGCAAAUAUUUGUCAAAGAGCCAUAGGGAGCUUUUUCUUACCACGCGACCAACAGAAUAAAGAAAUCAAUAACAAACACACAGAUUACGAGGGUCUAGCGUAUCUCGGGGAGCUGCCGUUAGCGUGGGCUGCUUGUUGCGGGAACCAAACGGUAUAUAACCUGUUGAUUGAUGCUGGAGCAAACCCUGACGCCCAGGACUCAUUUGGAAAUAUGAUUCUCCAUAUGGUGGUCGUUUGUGAUAAACUGAGUAUGUUUGGUUAUGCGUUGAAACAUCCUAAAGUGCCAGCAAGUAAUGGUAUCAUGAACGUGGCAGGACUAACACCUUUAACACUAUCGUGCAAACUUGCAAGAACUAGUGUUUUCCGUGAAAUGUUGGAACUAAGUGCACGGGAAUUUUGGAGAUAUAGUAAUAUUACGUGUUCGGCAUAUCCUUUAAGCGCGUUAGACACAUUACUUCCAGACGGAAGAACAAAUUGGAAUUCAGUAUUGUUUAUAAUUUUGGACGGUACCAAAGAAGAACAUUUAGACAUGCUCGAUGGGGGCAUAAUUCAAAAAUUAUUAGAAGAAAAGUGGAAAACUUUUGCUCGGAAACAAUUUAUGAAACGUUUGGUUAUAUUAUCCAUCCAUCUAAUCAUGUUGAGUAUUUCUAUAUACCUAAGACCCGUGGACCAAGACAAACCACUGUUAGGAGAAGCAGAAGAUUGGCAAGACGUGGCAAGGUAUUGUUUUGAAGGUGGAACAGUAGUCGGAGUGCUGUCAUAUUUAAUCGUUCAGCAAGGCGGAGAAAUACUCAAUCAAGGUCUGGUAGGAUUUUUAAAACAAACGUUCAAAGAACCGGCCAAACUGAUAUUUCUGAUUUCAAAUUUAUUGAUAUUGGCUUGUAUACCACCCAGGAUGAUGGGUGACAAACAGACGGAGGAAGCCAUAUUAGUAUUUGCAGUUCCCGGAUCAUGGUUUUUGUUAAUGUUUUUUGCCGGCGCUAUACGUCUGACUGGUCCUUUCGUAACUAUGGUUUACUUGAUGAUCACAGGAGACAUGUUAACCUUCUUCGUCAUAUACUCAGUAAUUUUGUCUGGUUUUACGCAAUCGUUUUUUUUCCUCUACAAAGGAUCGCCAGACGUCAGUACGUCGUUGUAUAAAUCUUACCCUUCUACGUGGAUGGCUUUAUUUCAAAUUACUAUGGGCGACUACAAUUACGCGGAUUUGAGUUACACCGUAUAUCCAGCGCUCAGCAAAACUGUGUUUACGGUUUUCAUGGUGUUGGUGCCAAUUUUAUUACUUAACAUGUUAAUAGCUAUGAUGGGCAACACUUAUGCGCACGUCAUCGAACAGAGCGAAAGGAAUGGAUGA
Macrosiphum euphorbiae (potato aphid) is the source of this 1935-nucleotide messenger RNA. The record is from the annotation of a GenBank genome assembly. Lineage: Eukaryota; Metazoa; Arthropoda; Insecta; Hemiptera; Aphididae.